CGCAUGGGCCCCGCGCCGGGCCCCGGGGCCUCGGGCCGCCGGGCCUCCGGGGUCCCCUAGGCCGUGGCGUGGGCGGGGCAGCCCGGCCUGACGCAGCUCUGUACCCCACCACCACCACCACCACCAGGGCCGGCGGCGGCGGCUGCCCCGAGGGACGGGGCCCUAGGCGGUGGCGAUGGGGGCCGCCCGGAUCGCGCCCGGCCUGGCGCUCUUGCUCUGCUGCCCGGUGCUCAGCUCCGCAUACGCGCUGGUGGAUGCAGAUGACGUCAUGACCAAAGAGGAGCAGAUCUUCCUGCUGCACCGUGCCCAGGCCCAGUGUGAGAAGCGGCUCAAAGAAGUCCUGCAGAGGCCAGCCGACAUAAUGGAGUCAGACAAAGGAUGGGCAUCCGCGUCCACAUCAGGGAAGCCCAAGAAAGAGAAGGCAUCUGGGAAGCUCCACCCUGAGUCCGAGGAGGACAAGGAGGUGCCCACCGGAAGCAGGCCCCGAGGGCGCCCCUGCCUGCCGGAGUGGGACCACAUUCUUUGCUGGCCGAUGGGGGCUCCAGGGGAGGUGGUAGCCAUGCCCUGUCCCGACUACAUUUACGACUUCAAUCACAAAGGCCAUGCCUACCGCCGCUGUGACCGCAAUGGCAGCUGGGAGCUGGUGCCGGGGCACAACCGCACGUGGGCCAACUACAGCGAGUGCGUCAAGUUCCUGACCAAUGAGACGCGCGAACGGGAGGUGUUUGACCGCCUGGGCAUGAUCUACACCGUGGGCUACUCCGUCUCGCUUGCAUCUCUCACCGUGGCGGUCCUCAUCCUGGCCUACUUUAGGAGGCUGCACUGCACACGCAAUUACAUCCACAUGCAUCUGUUCCUGUCCUUCAUGCUUCGCGCCGUGAGCAUCUUUGUCAAGGACGCGGUUCUCUACUCGGGCACCGCCCUCGACGAGGCUGAGCGCCUCACGGAGGAAGAGCUGCGCGCCAUCGCCCAGGCACCGCCGCCGCCCGCCGCCGCCGCCGGCUACGUGGGCUGCCGGGUGGCUGUGACCGUCUUCCUUUACUUCCUGGCCACCAACUACUACUGGAUUCUGGUGGAGGGGCUGUAUCUGCAUAGCCUCAUCUUCAUGGCCUUCUUCUCAGAGAAGAAGUACCUCUGGGGCUUCACAGUCUUCGGCUGGGGUCUGCCUGCCAUCUUUGUGGCUGUGUGGGUCGGUGUGAGAGCUACCCUGGCCAACACCGGGUGCUGGGAUCUCAGCUCUGGGAACAAGAAAUGGAUCAUCCAGGUGCCCAUCCUGGCCUCUAUUGUGCUCAACUUCAUCCUCUUCAUCAACAUCGUCCGGGUUCUGGCCACCAAGCUGCGGGAGACCAACGCUGGCCGGUGUGACACGCGGCAGCAGUACCGGAAGCUGCUCAAAUCCACACUGGUGCUCAUGCCGCUCUUUGGCGUCCACUACAUCGUCUUCAUGGCCACGCCGUACACCGAGGUCUCAGGGACGCUCUGGCAAGUCCAGAUGCACUACGAGAUGCUCUUCAACUCCUUCCAGGGAUUUUUUGUUGCCAUCAUAUACUGUUUCUGCAAUGGUGAGGUACAGGCUGAGAUCAAGAAAUCCUGGAGCCGUUGGACACUGGCACUGGACUUCAAGCGCAAGGCACGCAGCGGGAGCAGCAGCUACAGCUACGGUCCGAUGGUGUCUCACACGAGUGUGACCAACGUAGGGCCCCGCACGGGACUGGGCCUGCCCCUCAGCCCCCGUCUGCUGCCCGCAGCCACCACCAACGGCCACCCGCCGCUGCCCGGCCACACCAAGUCAGGGUCCCCGGCUCUACAGGCCACACCGCCUGCCGUGGCCGCUCCUAAGGAAGAUGGAUUCCUCAACGGCUCCUGCUCGGGGCUGGAUGAGGAGGCCUGUGCGCCAGAGAGGCCACCUGUCCUGCUGCAGGAGGAGUGGGAGACAGUCAUGUGAUCAGGGACCCGAGGGUUGGACCUGUGGACGUGAGGGUGGACAGGCGAACCAAGAGACGGGUUGUUGGACGGUUGCCCACUCAGGGCUGGGGCUGGGAGGACAAAACAGGAAAAAAAAAAAAAAGAAGAAAAGGGAAAA
This is a messenger RNA of Odocoileus virginianus texanus, 2083 nucleotides long. RefSeq names its product parathyroid hormone 1 receptor (gene PTH1R). Gene Ontology annotation, cellular component: plasma membrane. The record is from RefSeq and is a predicted model, not a curated record. Gene Ontology annotation, molecular function: parathyroid hormone receptor activity; G protein-coupled peptide receptor activity; peptide hormone binding. NCBI's taxonomy places the organism in Eukaryota, Metazoa, Chordata, Mammalia, Artiodactyla, Cervidae. Gene Ontology annotation, biological process: cell surface receptor signaling pathway; adenylate cyclase-activating G protein-coupled receptor signaling pathway; intracellular calcium ion homeostasis.